CACGCCCCUCUCCUCCAUGCCUAGUGUGUGCAGGCUGUGCCGUCCAUGGAAGGAUAGGUCCUCCAGGAUCGGGCAGAGAAGUGUAUGCAGCCGCCCCCCCUCCCGGGACACCCCUCCUAAACUUUGUUCGCCGAGCUCGGAGAGGAAGCCUUCAAUGAGCCAGCGGGACAGACCACUGUGACUUGUGAGGAUCGCAGGGGGGACACAUUGCACCGAGAUGAUUACACGGCUGUCUUUGCUGCUGCUUCUGGCUGUCUGCUUCGCUGCCGACCUGGUACAAGCGGGAGGGAAGAAGAACUAUCAGGGGCCAUGUGCAGGACGAGAUUGCAGCGGGGGCUGCAAAUGCUUUCCAGAGAAAGGAGCCCGGGGUCGUCCGGGUCAGCUUGGAGCUCAGGGUCCAAUGGGGCCCCCAGGAUUCCAAGGGCCAACCGGAGUUGCUGGACCAAAGGGUGAAAGAGGAACCCAAGGAUUACACGGACCAUCUGGGCCAAAAGGCGACCAGGGCCCUAUGGGAGUUCCAGGGUUCCAAGGUACCAAUGGAGUUCCUGGUCAUAGUGGACAGCCGGGUCAUCGGGGAUUGCCUGGACUGGAUGGUUGUAAUGGCACCACUGGAGAUGAAGGUUUACCGGGGUCUUAUGGUUUUUCUGGCCCAGGUGGAUCGCCAGGUUUUCCAGGUCUCAAAGGUCAGAAAGGUGAACCAUCCUAUAUACGAGGUGGAAUUAAAGGACCUCAGGGAGAUGAUGGAGCAAACGGCGCUGAUGGGCUUCCUGGAGCACGUGGGCCACCUGGACCCGCUGGACUGACAGGCCCAGCUGGACCACCAGGCUUACCAGGUCCAAAUGGUCCACCUGGCUUUAUGGGGCCAAAGGGCAAUAUGGGAGUUGGUUAUCAAGGAGAGAAAGGAGAGAAGGGAGACACCGGUGGUCAGGGUGACCCAGGACCUCCAGCAUCCAGUGGAAUGGAAUUCUCAACUUUCCUAAAAGGAAUCCCAGGAGAACCGGGAGACCGAGGUGACUUUGGAUAUUCUGGAAUGCCUGGAAUGCCUGGGCCAGCUGGAUUUAAUGGUCAAGGAGAGAAAGGGGAGAAAGGCAUUCCUGGUCUUCCGGGUGGAAGGGGCUUUCCUGGAUCAGAUGGAUUUAGUGGAUUCUCUGGUGAAAAGGGGAAGACUGGCCUUCCUGGACUUACUGGACUUGAUGGAUUCAAAGGAGUGAAGGGUGAACAAGGUGACAUCGGUUUUCCUGGGGCCCCUGUGUAUAUUAAUAAUGGUGGAUCAGUACUUCCAGGUUUACCAGGAGAUCCGGGUCUUCCUGGGUUUCAAGGUAUGCCAGGAGAUGAAGGCUUCUCUGGUUCCCCCGGCAUUCCUGGCCCCCCUGGGUAUCCAGCGUUUGGAAGAGGUCGACCUGGUAGUCCAGGCUUUCCAGGUGUUCAGGGAUUCAAAGGGGAGAGAGGAGAUCCAGGUAGACCAGCUUAUGGUCAGAAAGGCUUCCAGGGAAAUUUGGGUCCACAAGGACCACCUGGACCACCAGGACCACCGGGACCAGGCCGUCCUGAAGGAAUAAAGGAAAACGGUGAGCCUGGAAAACCAGGGGAGAAGGGCACACAAGGUCCUCCAGGGAGAUUUGGAUCCAAGGGAUUUGAAGGUGAUGCUGGUGACUGUGCUUGUGGAGGCAUAGAUAAUGAUCGUGGUAGGGUCGGACCACCUGGACCUCCAGGACCACCAGGAAGCAAUGGCUUUUCAGGAUUUCCAGGACCUAGUGGAGACCCAGGAAGGAGGGGUUCAUCUGGCCCACCUGGAUCUCCAGGCUCUUCUGGAGGUGCUGGUGCUCCAGGACUUAAAGGAGAAAAGGGUGAACCGGUCUACCCAUCGGGUCGUGGAGUUCGUGGAGAUCCUGGAGCUGUGGGACUUAGAGGAGCUCCUGGACUUCCAGGAAGGGCGGGAAGAGAUGGUCUCCCAGGUUUGCCAGGUCGUAAAGGAUUCCCUGGUGAAGGUGGACCUGGUAAUCCUGGUGAGAAGGGAUUCCCAGGCCCCUUAGGCCUAAAAGGUCGUCGUGGAGAAAGCGGGCUUCCUGGUGUUGGCUUUCCGGGUUUACCUGGCUCCCGUGGUCUUCCUGGUGAUCCUGGGCUACCGGGACAAGAUGGGCGGCCAGGUGAUCUAGGACCACCCGGUGACUGCUGCUGCGGGGACAAUGUUGGUAAUGGAGACUUAGUCACAAAGGGAGGGCUCACUUUACCAUGCAUAAUUGCUGGAGAACCAGGUGACCCAGGAAUGCCCGGUGACCCAGGACCUCGAGGACCUAGAGGUGAAAAAGGAUUCCCUGGAAUCCCAGGUCUCCGUGGCUUUGAUGGUGGUAAAGGACAACCAGGCGAUCCAGGUAUUGGUGGAUUUCCAGGACCACAAGGCUUUACAGGUCCCCGUGGAGAUGAAGGCCCUUCUGGAUUUCCUGGCUUGGAUGGCAUUGAUGGAGUUCCAGGCAAGUCAGGACGUCCUGGUUUGCCUGGUUUCAAAGGAGCACGUGGUGAAGUAUUGGGAGCGGAGCCUGGUGCUGCUGGUGAACCUGGAAGGCCUGGAUUCAUAGGAGAUAAGGGAGCUCGUGGAGACCCUGGAUUUGAUGGGCAAAGAGGCUUAGAUGGACGACCUGGACUAAUGGGUGCUAAAGGUGAAAAGGGUAAUUCAGGAUUUCCAGGUGGACCAGGUUCCAGAGGUCUUCCAGGAUUUGGAGGAGCAGCUGGCUUUAAGGGGAACCAAGGACCUAUGGGAGAUAUUGGACUGCCGGGGUCACCGGGCUUUCCUGGAGCAAAGGGCAUUCCUGGAAACAGAGGCCCCCCAAGUCCAGCUGGGAUAAAAGGUAGUCCAGGUCCUAAUGGAGAUGCAGGUCGACCUGGGGAUUUAGGAUCGCCUGGACCAUCAGGACCAAGUGGGCGAGAUGGACAGCCAGGCUUUUCAGGAACUAAAGGUGAUAAAGGAUCCUCUGGUUUGAUUGGCUUUCCUGGUAUGCCUGGGCUUCCGGGUCAACCUGGUUCCAGUGGAUUUAAGGGAUUUGAUGGAUCACCUGGAAGAAAUGGACUUCCUGGACUUGAAGGGCGAAAGGGGGAGCAAGGUAUCACAGGUGAUCCAGGCCCACGAGGUCCUGAAAACAUUGUGGAUUCAAGCAAACUGAUUGGAGAACUUGGAGCACCAGGAAGAAAUGGACAACCAGGGUUCCCAGGCCCUCGAGGUGAUAAAGGUUUCCCUGGGCUGCCUGGGUCACCCGGCAUACCUGGAUUCCCAGGAACACCAGGAAGAGAGAAAGGUCAACGUGGAGAUCCAGGUCUGCCUGGAACAUUUGGAAGGCCGGGUUCUCCUGGACUUAGAGGCUCACCAGGGAUCAUAGGAUUUCCUGGGAUGCCAGGAAUGAAUGGUGCAGAUGGAUUACCAGGUAGCCCUGGUUUCGCUGGUUCGCCUGGACGACCUGGUGAAAAAGGUGACCGUGGAGAAUCUCUAGGAAGGCCAGGUGUUCCAGGAAUCAAGGGAGAACGUGGAACUCCAGGGAAUCCGGGUACAAGAGGCUUUAACGGAUUCCCAGGAGAUGCUGGACCAAAUGGAAGACCUGGAAGUCCUGGAGUAAAAGGCAUGACUGGAGACUUUGGCCGUCCAGGGCAACCAGGAUCUCCUGGGCUUCAGGGAUUUAGAGGAAGCCCGGGGUAUGUAGGAGCCCCUGGAUUACCUGGAUCGCAAGGAUUCCCCGGACCCUCAGGAGCCCCAGGUGUUAAAGGCUAUCCUGGUUUAUCUGGGCUGGAUGGAUUAAACGGCUUGCCUGGCACAAGAGGGUUACCUGGCACACCUGGCUUAAACGAAGCUGGACGGUCGGGUACACCUGGAUUUCCAGGUCCUAAAGGUGAAAAAGGAUCUCCCAACACAGUACCAGGACAACCGGGAUUUAAUGGUGGAAAAGGCAAUCGUGGAGAUCAAGGUUUUCCUGGUCUCCCUGGACCUCCUGGAUUACCUGGCCCACCAGGAGCAACCAAUGUCAUACCUGGAUUUCCUGGAGACCCUGGACCAGCUGGACAAGAUGGAGAGAUGGGACUGCCAGGACGCCCUGGACCACGUGGCCCCCCUGGUCCAUCCUCCAAUCAAGGAGACACAGGAGAUCCUGGAUUCCCAGGAACACCAGGCAGAGGUAGUACAAAGGGAGAUCCGGGUUUCCCUGGAAAUCCUGGCAGCCCUGGAGCUCCUGGAGUGAAGGGUUUAAGAGGUGAUCCAGGUUUCAUUGGGAGUCCAGGAAAAGAGGGCCCUGUUGGAGACUCCGGAUAUCCUGGACUCAAGGGAGAAAAGGGGAACCAAGGUUUUCAAGGUCCGACAGGGCGUCCAGGUCCACCUCCCUUAGAUUAUUUUGAUCCUUCUUUUGGAACUCCCGGACUCCCUGGAAUCAAUGGCUUUGAUGGUGGGCCAGGUGAUAGAGGUCAACAGGGACUAUCAGGACCUCCCGGCAGCAAAGGCUUUCCUGGUCGCCCAGGGCAGAUGGGAAGGAAUGGAUCACCAGGUCAGCCAGGAUUUAUUGGUGAUGCUGGUGAACCAGGUAUUCCAGGAUCCUCAGGUUUUGAAGGUUCUCCGGGAAAACAGGGCAGCAGUGGAUUGCCUGGUAUGCCUGGAAGGAGUAUAAGUGUUGGUUAUACCUUGGUGAAACACAGCCAGGCUGAAACAAUUCCUAUGUGUCCAGUUGGAAUGAACAGACUUUGGGAUGGCUACAGUUUGCUGUAUGUAGAAGGGCAGGAAAAGGCUCACAACCAAGAUCUGGGUCUUGCUGGAUCUUGUCUGCCCAGAUUUAGCACAAUGCCUUUUGUGUACUGUAAUAUCAAUGAGGUCUGCUACUAUGCAAGCCGAAACGACAAGUCUUACUGGCUGUCUACCUCUGCUCCUAUUCCUAUGAUGCCUGUGUCCAGCACUCAGAUUAGAAACUACAUUAGCCGCUGCUCUGUGUGUGAAGCUCCUUCCCAGGCUGUUGCAGUUCACAGCCAAGACAGCACCAUCCCACAAUGUCCUGAUGGCUGGAGGAGCCUCUGGAUAGGAUAUUCUUUCCUAAUGCACACAGCUGCAGGUGCAGAAGGUGGCGGCCAGUCCUUAGUGUCUCCUGGCUCAUGUCUGGAAGACUUCCGGGCCACUCCAUUCAUCGAAUGCAAUGGCGCUCGUGGAACAUGCCACUACUUUGCCAACAAGUACAGUUUCUGGCUAACUACUGUGGAUGAAUCAAGGCAGUUUGGAGGGGCUCCCCCCUCUGAGACGCUGAAAUCUGGGCAACUUCGAACACGUGUCAGCCGCUGUCAGGUGUGCAUGAAGAACUUGUAGCAUGACUGCUUUACCAAGAACUCCUUGCCUUGAUUUCCAGCUUCCAUCAGUGUAUAUAAAGGUACACAAGCUGGCCAUUCUGAUCAAAGGCAGAACUUGGAGAUUACAAUAAGGCACUUUUUUUUUACUAAAUAGCAAAGAAUAUCUGCUGUAAACUCAUCAGUCAAAUGAUAAGUGAGAGGCCGUACAAUGAAGUAUGGACAGUCACAUUUCAGAGAGGAAAUAUUUUAAAAGAAAUGGUGCUAAUCUUAUUUUUGUCUUAUUAUUAUUAUGUAUUAUUCAUGGCUACCUCAGGAAGGCCUCUGUAAAUUUUAAUCUGUGCUAUAAUAGUCUCACGCCGACAACUGAAUUUCAUUGGUGGUGCUAGCUGGAAUUCAAUCUUGAAAGAAGGAACUUUGAGUUCACAACGUAAUCUGGAAGAACCCAACAGAUUUAUUGUAGACACUUGUGUGUGAUAUUUCAAUGUUAGCCCUAAAGUAGAUGUGCAUCGCAGUCAAGACAAAAAGAAGAUUAAUGGCGGAAAUUAGCAGUCUAUACCCAUCAUCUUUGACCUUGAAGAACCGGAAAUAUAAGCAUCCUUUGGUUAUAAUGAUGACUUUAUGUUUCUACCGUAAACAAUUCUCAAGCAAUCCUUUCAUGUAACUCUACAAAAAACAAUCUUUUAUCAGUAUGGUAAUGGAUUUCAUCAUCAAUGCCUAAAACACUUCCUCUGCUUCUCUAAUGUCACAAUGUCAUCAGCAUUAUGUAAAUAAGCAGAUUGUAUUGAGAAAGGAGUGAUGCCAAUCCAAUGUGAUCAUUACAGUCAGGAUAUCUGUAGUUUAUCCUGGGAGACCAUUACUUCUACUAUCUAUUCUCUACUAUAGCCAUAUUAGCUGCUCAGAAAAUGAAUACAGGAUGCAAACAUGUAACAAGACAGAAAGAAAGUAUACAAAAUCAUUGUAUGAUGCUUAGUCAGGCACCAUUGUUGUGUUUUUAGUUAGAUGACAGGUUUGCUUAAAAACACUAUUGUACAGCAAUAAUUUUAAUAGCCACGGUGCAAUUAACAUCACACGAACUGCGAGAUUACUGAUCCUCAAUAGAGUGGAUCAUUCCCACCAAUACAUUGUAAAGGCACUAAAAAAUAGCACAGCUUUUGGCUGUCAUUAAACCAUGAUGUACAAUAAGGUAUGGUGGGGCAGUCCACAUCAAACAGCUGUAGAUUCAUAUUGUGAUAAGUCAGUCAUUAAGCUGUUUUUGCAGCAUCCCCAUAUUUUUAGUCUUCUGCGGAAAAGAACUGACUAUUUGUUGACCACUAGAGCCUGGUCUUUCCGAGGUAGCCUUGGUGCAUUUAUUUUGUAAUUAUAAACAUUGUUUUACACAGAGAUCCCUUCACUAGUUAGAAAUACCACAGUGAAAUGUACAUUAUUUUUAGUUGAUUAUAUGUUUACCAAGUUAUAUUUUACUUUAUAUAAUUUUAAUUCCAGAACCGUUUGUACUGUAUUCCAUAACAAUCUGUGUGGGAUUUUCACUUUCUACUGCUUACUACUGCAAUGAACCUCAUUUGGUCCUCACCAUGCCAUAACACCUAACAAUGGUUGUAUUUGAUGUCUCACACCAUCAACAGUGCUGUGGAAGGGAACAUUGUACAAAGUGAUCUGGAGUGCACACAACCACUCUGUAAAUUUAAAAUAAAAUUGAUCCCUGAUUCACA
Rana temporaria (common frog) is the source of this 7013-nucleotide messenger RNA. RefSeq names its product collagen type IV alpha 6 chain (gene COL4A6). Gene Ontology annotation, cellular component: basement membrane; collagen trimer. The record is from RefSeq and is a predicted model, not a curated record. The transcript has 47 exons. Gene Ontology annotation, molecular function: extracellular matrix structural constituent. Lineage: Eukaryota; Metazoa; Chordata; Amphibia; Anura; Ranidae. The coding region runs from base 218 to 5323 and encodes 1701 amino acids.